AUGCCACCUAAGGGCACAAAAAGGCCUCGCAAACGAUCUUCAGACGCCGUAACUGGUCCACCUCCAAUUGCUUUCAUCUCUCCAGGCUUACAGGCCGACUCUCGUCUCCUCGUUUUCGAUCAGGAAUUUCAUGUUCAUUCACUAAUCUUAAAAUUACAUUCUGCGUAUUUUCGCAAGUUUCUUGACUCUGUUGACAAGGAGGGCGAUAAUGCCGAACCCGCAGUAGGUGCCGCAGCUCCUUUCAAGUAUGAAUAUGUUUCUGUCAUCGAUGGCGAUGGAGUUUGGGCUCUCGAGCCGGCGGACAAGGCGCAAGCUCCUACCGAAGCGAUGAUAGCACGCAUAUCUCACCCAGACUCCGAGAAGGAAGCCUUCCGAAAACUCCUAUGCGCCAUGUACACGAGACCUUACCGAGUUGAAGAUGUGGGAGAACUUGAGAUAAUCACUCGCCUUGCUGACUUCUACUGCGCUUUACCGAUUGUCUCGGGCACCUUGAGUGGUGCUCUACUAGGGAGCCCCAUGCUGAAGCGCGAUCCUGACCCCGAGAAUCAAGGAUACAAUGACUUCGCUCGCAAGGCAGGGCGGCUCAUCUUUGUCGCUAAGAAACUACGACAUUCAGUCUUGUUCCGAGAGUGCUUUGUUCAUCUCGUCGGUAACCUACAGGACGAAGACUAUCUCGGCGAAUCACUGAUUCCUCUGAAGAGCGAUAAGGAGCUGUGGCUCCUGCUCACUGAAGGCUAUGCCAAAAUGUGCCACCUUCUGCUCAAGGCACAUCAAGCUUUUGUCAUCUCUACUGUGCAGAGAUAUUGGAGCCCCCAGCAGCCUCUCCCAAAGAUCAGAGACGAAGCUCCUGAAGAAAGCUCUGCCUUCUUCAGGGCGUUGAAAGAGCAACUGCAAGGCCAAAUAGCAAGAGGAGUUGAAGACUUGCAUAUCAGAAAUUUACAUGCUGCUGUCGACAAGCUGAUGAUCAACAAUUUGGUUCUAGAUCAAACUGGCUACGGUGCUGGAGAAGGCCCAUUCAAAUGGUGCUUCCUGUGCGCUGAUCUGCCAGACGAAGAGAUGCCGUGGAAUCCGAAUGAGACAGAUUACUAG
This is a messenger RNA of Mollisia scopiformis, 1089 nucleotides long. RefSeq lists its product as uncharacterized. NCBI's taxonomy places the organism in Eukaryota, Fungi, Ascomycota, Leotiomycetes, Helotiales, Mollisiaceae. The record is from RefSeq and is a predicted model, not a curated record. The coding region runs from base 1 to 1089 and encodes 362 amino acids. The transcript is spliced from 2 exons. Gene Ontology annotation, molecular function: protein binding.